CAAUGGGGCGCGCACAAGAGACUACAUCUCCCACAAUUCAAGGCGGCCAGAGCACGGCGCAGGCCGUUCCCGCGCCCCCGGGCGCUUCCGUGCUCAGCGCCUGCGCAGACGCUGCGCGUCCUUGGCGAGGCGGGAAGGCGGGGGGUAAUUGGUACCACAGACCCUACGUAAUUCAAGCGGGACUUGCAAAAGCCAAAUUAGCAGUUACACACUACGUGUUUUCCUUAUCCUUCUAGAGUGGACUGUGCACAGUGGGAAGUACACCCUCUGACUGUGGUCUUUUCCAUUCCGCGUGGGCAAAUGAUUUCGUUUUUGCAUUUCACUGUGUUUUCAGAAAAGCCGGACAAUAAAGAGACAGCAAGUGGAGAUGAACGAGGCCGCUGCAAAGCAGGCACCGGUUUCCUAAAUGGUUAAGCCGAGGACUUGCUUAGCGCCCUUGGUGGCAGAAUGUAGGGGUGGGGAAGGAAGUUUGUAGGACCCGGAAGUUUCUAGAAGCCCGCUUUCCGGGCAGGUGUCUGGCGCGGUGCCGUCUGCGCACGCGCCAGGCCAGCGGUACUUUUGUGAAUUUGCGCAUGGGCGUAAGAGGGUGUGGCGACGCGCGGGCGUGGUAGCGGUGCGUGCCCUCCUCUUUUCAGCUCUUGAGCGGUCUUGUGGUGAACUCGUCUCCAUGGCGACUGGACGCAGUCGGAUCUUGCAGCAGCACUGGCUCGGCCUCCAGACGCUGCGCGGGCCCAGCAGGGGCGGUGGCGCGGCCCGGGGGCGCGCCAGGACCUUUGGGUUCAGAAGGGGGCCAGGGGUCAAGUUUUCUGCAGGCUCUGCUGCCCUGAGGUGCCAUGCCAGAGGUGGACGGCACUGGGAGAGCUCUUUCUCCUGCUGUUCUGGGUUCCUGGAUGGAAUGCCUUCAGAAAUCUUGCUGAAAAUAUUUUCCUACUUGGAUGCUGUGAGCCUGCUGUGUGCUGGAUGUGUGAGCAGGCGCUUUUAUCAUCUAGCCAAUGACAAUUUUAUUUGGAUCAGAAUCUACUCAACCGCUUUCUCACCUACAAGAUCAAAUUGGAGAGUUAAUUCAGUAGAGAAGAUAGCUGUGUCUGUGAGCUUUCUGUCAGUUCAGGAUAAAGAAGCUGGUUAUUGGAAGAAAGAAUAUAUCACAAAACAAAUAGCAUCUGUAAAAGCCGCACUAGCUGACAUUCUCAAACCUGUCAACCCUUACACAGGCCUUCCAGUUAAGACCAAAGAGGCCCUCAGAAUGUUUGGUUUAGGUUGGGCAAUUAUACUGAAAGAAAAAAGUGGAAAAGAAUAUAUCAUGGAGCAUGCUGAUCUUUCCGUAAAUGACACAUCAGUUACUGUUAUAUGGUAUGGCAAAAACUGGCCGUGCCUAGCGUCAUUGUCAACCUUAGAUUUAUGUGGUGUGACACCAGUUUUUAUGGACUGGUAUAAAACUCCCACCAAACAUAGACUCCGAUGGCAUUCUUUAAUUGCAAAGUACAAUCUGAGUCAUUUGACCGUAUCUACCAUGAUUGGCUGUGACAGACUCAUUCGGAUCUUCUGCCUGCACCCUGGCCUCCUGGUGGGAGUGUGGAAGAAGGAGGAAGAACUGGCUUUUGUUAUGGCAAAUCUUCAUUUUCAUCACCUCGUGGAGAGAAGCACAUUAGGCUCGGCCACUAUCCCCUAUGAACUGCCUCCACAUAGCCCGUUUUUGGAUGAUAGCCCCGAGUAUGGACUGCACGGCUACCAGCUCCAUGUUGAUCUGCACAGCGGUGGGGUUUUCUACCUGUGUGGUACAUUUCGCAAUCUCUUCACCAAGAAAGGAAAUAUUGAAAAUGGACAUGUGAAGCUCAUUGUUAUACAUUUAAAAAAUAACAGAGAACACCUACCUCUUAUUGGAAAAGUUGGCCUCUCAUGGAAAACUGAUAUUUUCGAUGGCUGUAUAAAGAGUUGUUCCAUGAUGGACGUAACUCUUUUGGAUGAACAUGGGAAACCCUUUUGGUGUUUCAGUUCCCCGGUGUGCAUGAGAUCGCCUGCCACACCCGCCGACGGCCCUAGCUUCUUGGGACAGACGUACAGCGUGGACUACGUCGAUGCGGAAGGAAGAGUGCACGUGGAGCUGGUGUGGAUCAGAGAGACCGAAGAAUACCUUAUUGUCAACCUGGUCCUUUACCUUAGUAUCGCAAAAAUCAACCAUUGGUUUGGGACUGAAUAUUAGCAGUAGGUGGCAAUUUAUUGUUGUUAUCUAGUUGUUUAUUUUUGACUGGCUUUGGUCUUCGUGUUGAAAGUUAAAAUAAAGCAAAUCUGCAGAGUGCUGUGUGAUG
This is a messenger RNA of Chlorocebus sabaeus (green monkey), 2306 nucleotides long. RefSeq names its product F-box protein 15 (gene FBXO15). The record is from RefSeq and is a predicted model, not a curated record. Gene Ontology annotation, molecular function: protein binding. NCBI's taxonomy places the organism in Eukaryota, Metazoa, Chordata, Mammalia, Primates, Cercopithecidae. Gene Ontology annotation, cellular component: SCF ubiquitin ligase complex.